Molecule: messenger RNA, 2430 nt
Organism: Dromiciops gliroides (monito del monte)
Lineage: Eukaryota; Metazoa; Chordata; Mammalia; Microbiotheria; Microbiotheriidae
Gene: CD59
Product: CD59 molecule (CD59 blood group)
Source: RefSeq, a predicted model, not a curated record
GACAAAGGCAGUUCGUCCCAGCCAGUUCUAAGCAACCGCCGCAGCCCCGCCCCCACAGCCCGGCUGCUCCGGCCUAGGGUCCGGCCAGACCACGAACGUUCGCUAGGCCGCGCCUGGACGUCCACCCCUCCCGCGUGGAUUUCCAGCCCGGACCCCAGGGUGCGGCUGGCGGGGUCGGGAGGAGUCUUAGGCCCUAAGGGCAGGGAAGCUUGGCUAAGACAGACCCGGGCUGGGGGGAGGGGAGCAGGCUCGGGGCGGAGCCAGACGGGUGGGGGGCGGGCCCUGGGAGUUUGGGGCGCUGGCCAAGGCGGGACGCAGCCCUGAAAAAUAGAACGCUGGACUCUCCUGCGCUCACUCGCUGGCGCAACGUCGUUCCUCUAGCCGUCUGCGCUCGCGGACCCGGCUCGCGGCCUCUCGCCCCCCUCACGUUCUAGAAGAGAGCAAGAUGAUUGGGAAGGGCAGCUUCGUCCUCGGUCUCCUGGUCCUGGUGAUGUUCUGUAGUCCAGGUGGUGCUCUGAGAUGCUUCCAGUGUGAUUCUCCUAUAGCGUCCUGUGUCAAGAACGUAACUUGUAAAACUGACCAAGAUGCAUGCAUUCAGGUUGUUCUGAUAAGUAAACUGAGGCUUAGAAAGUACAGUGCAGAAGGUGGAAAUUAUCACUAUGGAUGUUGGAAAUAUGCCGACUGCAACAUCAAUAAGAUUGGAGAAUUUAUUAAGCUUCCCAUUGCCAAGUACAGCUGCUGCCAAGACGACCUGUGCAAUGCUGCAGGGAUGGGGACCCCAGUCAGCAAAACAGCUGUGAUUGUUGGGUUGUUGGUGAUGUUGGUCGGGAGCUUUCAAAUUUAAUUGAGUGGAAGGGGAAAGAGCCCUAAGGAAGUGUGAGGGGUGUGUGUGUGUGUGUGUGUGUGUGUGUGUGUGUGCGCGCGCGCGCGGCUCGCGAGCACAGAGGGGGGGGGUCGGUCUAUUUCCCUCUCCCCAUGAGAUCUCAAGUGUUGCAUCUCUCACUAAGUGCAUUUUGUGUAGGUUGAGGACGUUUGGUUACAGUUCCUUUGGGAAGCAUGCAGGGGGAGGUGUGUGAAUAUGAAUGCUAUUCUCAUUCCCAGGUGGGCCUCCCAGAUGGGGAGACAUCUUAAACUCUGAAGUAAUGGAAAGAACACUGUGGCUGCUGGUAACUUGUCAUUUCUGGAAGCUUUGUCAAUCUGUCCGGCCCGCCCCCCCCCCCAACCCUUCACCCCAUAGCUGUGUCCACAUGUUGAGGAUUAGCCAUGAGAAUUCCCAUUUGGUAUUCCUUCCUACUUCCCCAAGUAACUCAGUUCAUGAUCUUGCCUGAGUCACUGUCCCUUCUCAUUCCUUGGCCUUCAAAUUAAGACAGUUUUGUUUUGUUUUAAUUAAUGCUUCCAUCACUGUAUGAACUAUCCAGGCCCAUCCUUUUGACUCUCAAGCCACUUUUCGAGCAUUUCCUCCUCUGCCACCGAGAAAGGAAACAUUAGCCCAGUCUAAAAAUAUACCCCGUCCAGGGAACAAGUGUCACUAAAACUCUAGUUUCCUUGUGACUGGAACAGGUUCUGACCUGAGAAAUGUCUGGCAAGACAGAGAGGAGGGAGCCCUCCAAAUGGAAGGGCACUAGAAACCAAUCCCCCUCUAGAGGCAAGUAAAAGAUGUCUCACUGCUGGGGGACACUUGAGCAUCUUGAGGGAAUCAGAUCCUUAGGGUCCCUUUCCCCAUUCAGCCCACGAGAUUUGCAUUAAAGAUGGGAUUUGAGCUCCGGUGGGAACCUUUACAAAGCCAAAAUUAAUCUGUCACACUCGAGUAACCAUCCGUCCCAUCCACCCACCCAAGCAUGAGCUCUGUCCUGGCUCUGUUACUGCUAGACAUUAACCCACCCUUGCCACGCAUGCCUCGACGGAACCACUUGACCAAUGUGGGAGAUUUAAAGUUGGUUGGUGGAAAGUCCUUUUUUCCAUACAUAAUAUCACUGUUUCUGAAAUGUGAUGGAAGAGUCAAGGAAGACUGGGGGGGGGGGGGCCUCUAAAUCACAUCCUUAACAGACAUAAGAACUUACUCAUUGCUGAGACUAUUCAAAACUCUCAUAGCCACAUGAUUAACAAAAUUGGUGGGGUAUGUGUGUGUGAUAAAAGCCCUCCCGUGUUAGGAGGGCUAGUCAUUCUGCUGUCAUCAAAUGUGUUGGCUUCCUGGAGACGCUCUGUCUGCUAACUUGGAUUCCCUGCUUUUUAGAGUUUGUAAGCACCGUGACAACAUAUUAUUAGAAGAACCCAAAUAAGAUUUUGUAUUUCUCAAAAUGUUGACUGUACUCAAAAGUUAGCUUUGUUGAUCAAGGCACUGUUUAUAAUAUAGACUUUUCAGACAUUCUAAGGUGGAUGAGUUCUAUGGCAUGUUGUGUCUUGCUGCAAAUUAAAUCUAAUCAAGCUGUU